This is a messenger RNA of Micromonas pusilla CCMP1545, 666 nucleotides long. RefSeq lists its product as uncharacterized. The transcript has 3 exons. Lineage: Eukaryota; Viridiplantae; Chlorophyta; Mamiellophyceae; Mamiellales; Mamiellaceae. The record is from RefSeq and is a predicted model, not a curated record. The annotation marks the transcript as partial. Gene Ontology annotation, biological process: polyprenol biosynthetic process. Gene Ontology annotation, cellular component: endoplasmic reticulum.
GCGCUGCGCUCGCGCGGCCCGAUCCCAGAACACGUCGCGAUCGUGAUGGACGGUAACCGACGCUUCGCCGCGUCGCGGUCGCUCCCAACGGGCGUCGGGCACAGCGCGGGCGCGGACAAGCUCGUGGACGUCAUGCGCUGGUGCCACCUCCUCGGCGUGCGCGUCCUGAGCGUCUACGCGUUCUCGAGCGAGAACUUCGCGCGGCCGCGAGACGAGCUCGACGCGCUGUUUUCGCUCGCGGAGACUCGCUUCGACGAUCUGGCGACGCACCCCGCGGUGACGGAGCGACGCGUCCGCGUCCGCGUGCUCGGCGACCUCGCGUCGCUGCCGAAGGGGGUCAGGGACGCCGCGGAGAGGGUGACGGCGGCGACGGCGGCGCACGACGGGCCGAGGCUGGACGUGUACUUCGCGUACACGGGGCGAGGGGACGUCGUCGGCGCGACGCUCGAGCGGUGCAUGCGCGGCGGCGCGUGCGCGGAGGACGGAACGUCGACGACCGUCGCGGUCGACCUCCUCGUGCGCACGUCCGGGGAGACGCGACUGUCCGACUUUACGCUCUGGGGGAUCAGGCGCGUUCUCAAACACGCGGUGCUGUGCUUCGCGGACGUGUUGUGGCCGGACUUUUCGUUCGCGGACAUGUGCCACGCGGUGUGGACGUAUCAGAAG